Molecule: messenger RNA, 1010 nt
Organism: Cercospora beticola
Lineage: Eukaryota; Fungi; Ascomycota; Dothideomycetes; Mycosphaerellales; Mycosphaerellaceae
Product: class I SAM-dependent DNA methyltransferase
Molecular function (GO): methyltransferase activity
Source: RefSeq, a predicted model, not a curated record
CUCACAAGCUCCAAUUCCCAAACUGAAGAAGCCCUCACUCAAGCUCUCCCAGGGAUUCCAGGAAGCAGAUAAAUACAACGAACCACAGUCAUGUCACACCAAGAUCUCACCCACUCAAUGACAGGCGCCAAAGGCGAAUUCCUCAAUCGGGCCUAUGCACUGGAUUCCACAUCAGCCGCUCACGACCUAUACUCCGAAUGGGCAGCUUCAUACGAUCGAGACCUCGCCGAUGGCGCAUAUGCUUCUCCUCUCCGAGCAGUAGAAGCACUACUUCGGCAUCUUCCCUCUGCCGCAACCUCGGACCAAUUGGAGAAACCAGCACUGGCGGUCCUCGACGCUGGAUGCGGGACGGGCAUGGUUGCCGAAUGCCUAAUCCCUUCUACUCAACUCACUGGACAAAGUUUUGUCGUCGAUGGCGUGGAUCUCACACCUGGAAUGCUGGAUGUUGCGAGGGACAAGGAUUUUUACCGGAAGCUCUCGACUGCUGAUCUGAAUGAGCCUUUGCUGAUUGUGGAUGGGACGUAUGAUAUCGUUAUGUGUGUUGGAACUCUCACGAAGGGCCAUGUAGGGCCGAAGGUGUUGGGCGAAUUCGUGAGAGUGGUGAAGCCGGCAGGCGGUUUGGUUGUGGCGACUGUGCAUGAUGAGAUCUGGGAGUCGGGUGGAUAUGAAGCUGAAGUGGAGAAUCUACAAAGUGCUGGCUUGGUCGAAGUUCGAGGUACGGAUGAGUUUGGAAUCAUAGAAGGCCAGAGUAAAGGUGGGAGGAUGGUGGUGUUGCGAAGGAGCUGAGAAAUUGACUCUGCCGAGACAACUCUGCGGAUCACUUAGCGUAGCUUGUUUCUGAGCUGUCGUACUGGCACGGGAAGACUUGUGCCCUAUAUACCACAUUAGCCGUGUGAAGAAGCGGAGGAAGAAGCUUUGUUUGCAUAAAGCUUGCAGGUAGUCGAGGAUCGGCAUGCCACGCGGCGCAUCCUUCGCAAUCAACCGCGCCAAUAUAUAUAAAUCUGCAGGCA